AUGGUGAUGAUGAUCUUGAUGUUGUUAGUGAAGCAAAGUGUACAACUGAGGUCCACUCAUCCAUUACAUGAGGUUGUAGAUAGGAUAAACCACCACUCUUCUUACAUUGGCUUAGUUUUAGCCUUUCCUGCUGAAGAAAUUCCUCUUCAAAACUCUGGUCUUUUUGUGCCCAACUCUAGGAAUCCAUACAUCCAACUCGCCGGCAGGAAAUUCAACAUUGGGAAAAUUAAAGGUGUAGAUGUAAUCUAUGUCUUAACAGGAGAGCAAACAGUAAAUGCUGCACUUACAGUACAGGCUCUGGUUCAGACUUUUAAUAUCAGGGGAAUUGUUCAUUAUGGCAUUGCUGGUUGUACUAAUACUUCUAUGUCUGUCGGAGAUGUCGGCGUGCCACAUUCUUUUGCCUUCACCAGCUCCUGGAAAUGGCUGGAUUUUGGGUCUGAUGAAACGAGUGAAAAUGAGCUGAAAUUCGGGGCGUACAAUCUUCCAAAUUCAGGAGAGAAUUUACUGGAAAGAAUUCAGUUUACUCCUGUACAACUUUUCUCUAAUAAGAAGGCAAUGCAAGAGCUUUUUUGGUUUCCAGUUGAUGCUCAUUGGUAUAAUCUUGCUACCCAACUUCAGGGAUUGAAGUUGCAGCAGUGUUUAAAUGAGACUGCUUGCUUACCUAGAGAGCCAAAACUAAUAUUUGGACUAAGAGGCUCAACCGCGAAUGUGUUCAUGUCUAAUUUGGCAUUUGCAAAGUUCCUCUACCAAGAAUUCAGUAUAUCUACAGCAGAUGAAGAGAGUGCUGCAAUUGUACAUGCAUCACUUUCGAAUGGAGUACCAUGUGUUGUGUUUCGUGGUGUAUCGGAUGUGGCUGGUGGAGAGAAACUAGCAUUAGCUGGUCUAAGUUCUCUGGCUGCUAUCAACUCCUUUAAAGUUGCAGCAAAAUUUGUAGAACUUAUUGGCAAGAAGAAAGCUAUAUUUUAA
Messenger RNA from Chenopodium quinoa (quinoa), 966 nucleotides. RefSeq names its product bark storage protein A-like. Gene Ontology annotation, biological process: nucleoside metabolic process. NCBI's taxonomy places the organism in Eukaryota, Viridiplantae, Streptophyta, Magnoliopsida, Caryophyllales, Amaranthaceae. The coding region runs from base 1 to 966 and encodes 321 amino acids. The record is from RefSeq and is a predicted model, not a curated record. Gene Ontology annotation, molecular function: catalytic activity. The transcript has 6 exons.